Molecule: messenger RNA, 1601 nt
Organism: Myripristis murdjan (pinecone soldierfish)
Lineage: Eukaryota; Metazoa; Chordata; Actinopteri; Holocentriformes; Holocentridae
Gene: c18h11orf68
Product: chromosome 18 C11orf68 homolog
Exons: 2
Coding region: 357-1106 (249 amino acids)
Source: RefSeq, a predicted model, not a curated record
UGGAUGGAGUGGGGUUUGACAAAUAGGCCAUUCAUGUUAAACUUUUUCAUGCAACUUUCUGUGUAAUUUUAUUUCCAUCUAAUGAACAUGGUGACCUAGGUGUGCACCGUCAUUUGGAAUGUUCCUUAUGGGUUUGGUGACAUAGCAAUAGUAAAAUAAUAAUAAUAAUAAUAAAUUUACAACUUGCCACUAAUUGCUUUGACGUUAAAUGUGUGGCGUCAGCGUGGAGUAUGCUAGUGGUUUGUGCAGGGCAGUUUCCCAGAAUUGAUAUCGUUAUCUCGGUGGUCAUAAAGUGUUCCUCGUCUUAAGGAAAACCCUGUGCAGGAUUCCGACAGCACCCUCAUACUGACUGCACCAUGGAGGAGGAAGAGCUGCCUUUGGAGGGGGAGAUGGAAAACCCCGACAGCUUCACUGCUGAGGUGUAUGCUGCCGAGGCCAUGGCUGCAGACAUGGACCCUUGGAUUGUAUUUGACUCCAGAAGAACUCCCAGAGCGGAGUUUGACGCCUGGCUGGAAAGUAACAGGCCUUCACAAAUAUCCCGGUAUGGUGAUGAGGAGGGCGGGAAAGGUCCUGUGGGGUGGAUUGCCGUGCUGGGCCCCAAUCACUGCCCUAGUGGCGGGGACGUUGUCGGCCUCCAAGAGAGCUGGGAGCGACUGUUGGCCAGUGGCCGGCCUGUGAACUUCCAGACGGUGAAGGAGAUGGCCUUGAACCAUGGGGUGCUGUCAGGGAAGUGGCUGAUGCACUUAGACUCUGGUUUCAAGUUGGAUCACGCCUGGGAGUGUGUGGCCAGAGCUGCCUUGGAAGGCAAGAUCUCCACGGUAAAAGUGAGCCCUUAUGACCCAAAGUCAGAGGGCAAGCAGGUCAUUUGUGCCUAUAACCAGAACUUCACUGAUGAGAGCGAGGUUAUGAGGCUAGACUCGGUCAUUCGUGCCACAGGGGUCAAGUGCCCUCUUUCUUACAAGCCGGAUGUGUACACAUACCUGGGAAUCUACCGGAACAACCGCUGGAAGCUCUGCCCGACCAUAUAUGAGAGCAAAUUUGACCUUGAGUGUGUACCCAGGCGGUCCCACAUUAUCAACAAAGUCACCAAUCUUGAAGUCACGUAGGCCUGUUAGAACAAGGAGGGAGGAUUCUGAGGAAGGGUUUAUGGGAGCCACAAAUGAUCCCUGUGUUGUACUGUGGUUGCACAGUUUUGUUGAUUGUCUAUCAGUGGCUGAAUUAUGAUCUGAAGUUCUUCCUUUUUGGCACAGAAAACCACAAAAGCUCUUGUUUUAAUGUUGUCUGUGCAUGCUGUGAAAUAAAUUCUCUAUUGAGUUUAAAUGUCAGUGAAAAUCAUACUUUAUUGUUGAUAUUUUUUAUCUACAGAUGAGAAUAUUGACAGUGGUUUUUCUGUUCAUGACAAUACCUACCUGACAGCUGAAGCUGAUUUUUUUUUCUACUGUUAAGGGAAAUUUGUAAUGGAUCUUUGCAAGCGUUUCUCUUUUUGAUAACAGAUGCACUUAUCUCAUUCUUUUGGCUUCAGUUUUUGCUUUGUGCUGAAAAAAUUGCUUUGUGAUGAUCACAAAUUUAACUUGCCAAAUAAAAUUUACUUUUGAAGCCUG